Molecule: messenger RNA, 2925 nt
Organism: Aspergillus ibericus CBS 121593
Lineage: Eukaryota; Fungi; Ascomycota; Eurotiomycetes; Eurotiales; Aspergillaceae
Product: glycoside hydrolase family 55 protein
Exons: 10
Coding region: 1-2925 (974 amino acids)
Molecular function (GO): polygalacturonase activity
Source: RefSeq, a predicted model, not a curated record
AUGGGUCAACUAUUCAAUACUCGGACCAAAAGGUCUUGGAUAGUUCUGGUUCUUUAUAUACUCCCAGUUCUGUUGGGGCUUGUUGAAAUCACAUGCGGCUUGCCCGAUGCCUAUCAAGACCUUUACCAUGUUGAGCGACAUCAUACUUCAAAGGGCGCGGUGUCCAUUUCACGUUCGGGUCUAGAUCCGUCCAGUGAUCUAGAACUUAGAGAUGCAGAACAGAUGGUAGAUCAAGCCCAUGCAAUCAUGGCAGUGAUGAACAGAAAGCGUCUCGAGGACACGCAUACCAGGGAACAUGAUCUUGACGAAGAAAUUCUCAAUGCAAGGCAGAUUGUCCUGACCAAAUACCAAGAUGAUGAAAACCAUGCAAAGGCAUCCAGGAAGUAUCAAUUGGGGGACUCGAUUGACGGUUACCGAUAUGGAGUCCCUGCUCGAGUUGCUGAAGCCGCACGCAUCGUUGCCGAGGCUUCACCUCUACCACUCCCGAGCGACUAUGGUGUUAACAUAGCCCAGAUUUCUAAUCGAUACAGAGGCAGCUCAGCGGAUACAAAAGCGCCUCUGCAUAAGUACCAAGCGCCGGAUACAGGCCGAUCCAGUCCAGCAGAAGCAGGCGUGCCGCAGACGGCCGACGCACAGUCAAGUACGGACUUUUGGAUGACAACAAUUGAGCAGAGAGGGUCCAGUCCUUUCGCACCGGCGGGAUACAAGGUGUGGAGGAAUAUCAAAGAUUACGGUGCUCGAGGGGAUGGGGUUACCGAUGACACCGCAGCGAUCAACAAGGCCAUUUCCGAUGGAGGACGCUGCGGUCAAGGGUGCGGUUCGAGCACGAUCUAUCCUGCGUUUGUGUACUUUCCCUCGGGGACUUAUCUCGUCAGCUCGCCCAUCAUCCAGUACUACAACACGGAGUUUUAUGGUAAUCCAUUUGACUAUCCCACCAUCCUGGCGGCCUCGAGCUUUGUAGGGCUGGGGGUCAUUACGUCGGACGUCUAUGUCGGCGACAAGGAACAGUGGUAUCUGAAUACGAAUAACUUUUUGCGAUCCAUUCGGAAUUUCAAAAUGGACAUCACACGGACUGACCCAAAUGCGUACGUCUGCGCGAUCCACUGGCAGGUGGCGCAAGCGACAUCUCUCGAAAACAUCAUCUUCUACAUGAUGCAAGACGGCAAGACCACACAACAGGGUAUCUAUAUGGAGAACGGGAGUGGGGGAUUCCUCACCAACCUCACCUUCGUGGGCGGCAACUUCGGAGCAUAUCUCGGGAACCAGCAAUUCACCACUUCGCGACUCACCUUCCUGAACUGCAAAACUGCCGUGCAAAUCCACUGGGACUGGGCGUGGACCAUGCAGGACCUGGUCAUUAACAACUGCACGGAUGGCAUAGUCAUCAUGGGAGGUACCGGAGGCUCUGGAAGCACUGGACAAGGAGUUGGUUCUUUGAUCGUGCUCGACACAGUCAUUUCUUCCACCAAAACCGGCAUUGUCACGUCGCUGUUGGCCCAGAACGUCACGUCGUUUUUGAUUCAGAACUCGGCAUUCGUCUCCGUCGGCACGGCCGUGUUGGAUCGCUCCAAGAGCCAGACGCUGAUGGAAGGAGGUUCACUGGUCAGAGUUGAGUCAUGGGGCUUUGGGCGCGUGUCAUCGAUGAGCACCAGCGCUUUCUACAACGGGGCCACGGUUCCAGCCAUGACUCGCAGCAGCGCCUUGACCACAAACCACGGCCAAGUGGUCCACAACUUCUUUCAGCGACGACGACCAGCAUAUACCGAUAUUCCGGCCAGCCAAAUCAUCGAUGUCAAGGCUGCGGGAGCCGUCGGCGACGGGCGGACUGACGACACUGGAGUAUUGAAUAAUAUCCUGCAACGAGCAGUCAGCACGUCAUCGCUUGUUUAUUUUCCAUUUGGUGUCUAUUUAAUCAGAGACACCCUCCAUAUUCCCGUGGGCUCUCGGAUCAUCGGUCAAGCAUGGUCUCAAAUCAUGGCCACGGGCCCGAAUUUCCAGGAUGAGACUCACCCGCGCGUGGCAGUCCGAGUGGGCAACCCAGGAGAAACCGGCGUUGCUGAGAUACAGAGCAUGUUAUUCACCGUUUCCGGCCCUACUGCAGGGGCAGUGCUUAUGGAAUGGAAUGUCCAUCAGUCAACGCAGGGCUCAGCCGGACUCUGGGACUCCCAUUUCCGCGUCGGUGGCGCCAUCGGCUCAGACUUACAACUCAAGGACUGUCCCAAGAACACAGGCCGAGUCAACGCCCAGUGCCGGGCUGCAUCACUUCUCCUGCAUCUCACCGUACAAUCGUCUGCCUAUCUCGAGAACGUAUGGGCAUGGACGGCGGACCACGAUCUAGACGCAAAUGUAAAAGAUGACCAAAUUGACAUCUACGCCGCGCGGGGGGUUUUGAUCGAGAGUCGAGGCCCUACCUGGAUGUACGGAACCACUUCCGAGCACUGUGUCCUGUACCAGUAUCAAAUCUCCGGGGCAAAGGACCUCUACAUGGCGAUGAUCCAGACCGAAUCUCCAUACUUCCAACCAGUUCCUAAAGCCCCCAGCCCAUUCAGAACCGGUCACUUUGUAAACGAUCCCACAUUCUCCGACUGCCCGUCUGACUCGAUUACAUGUGCAUUAUCAUGGGCGGUUCGCAUCCUAGACUCCACAUCAAUAUACAUCAUGGGAGCGGGACUAUACAGCUGGUUUUCAAACUACGUACAAGACUGUCUGAAAACAGAAAACUGCCAGCAGCGCGCAGUGGAGGUCGCCCGGAGCACGGAUACCUGGAUCUAUAAUCUGGCCACGAAGGGUACGGUGGAGAUGAUCUCCCCGGCGCGAGAAGCCCCAACGUAUGCGGCGAAUAACGUCAAUGGCUUUUUGUCCUCGAUUUUGGCUUGGAUUCGGGUGGGGAAUGGGACUGGGACUGUGAUGGAGUUGGGAGGUUAG